AUGGACAACCAAGGGGAUAUCCACAACAACAAUAUCAACCAUAUCAGGCUCCACCCCAACAGCGCCCUCCCGCAGGCUACGGAUACGGAGGGCCACAACCGGGAGUGGGAUACGGUGGAAUGGGACCCCCAAGGGGAUAUCCACCACCACAACAUCUACAACAACAAUAUCAACAACAAUAUAGUGGAGAUGGACAUGGAGGCGGAGCUGUACAGUAUCCAAUACAGUAUCCACAACAACAACAACCAGGGAAUGUGGCCGGAGGACAGCAACAGCCUCAAAUGCCGUCAAGCCAACCGCCGACCUCCAGCGAUCCUCAACAACAUUUUGUCGGCCAUGGGCAUCCAAAUCCAUAUGCUCCAAUGGCACCUCCACAUCCACAUCCCGCAUAUAGUGCUCAGA
Messenger RNA from Mesorhabditis spiculigera, 402 nucleotides. The record is from the annotation of a GenBank genome assembly. Lineage: Eukaryota; Metazoa; Nematoda; Chromadorea; Rhabditida; Rhabditidae.